This is a messenger RNA of Colletotrichum lupini, 2100 nucleotides long. Its product is annotated as glycosyl hydrolase family 7. NCBI's taxonomy places the organism in Eukaryota, Fungi, Ascomycota, Sordariomycetes, Glomerellales, Glomerellaceae. Gene Ontology annotation, biological process: carbohydrate metabolic process. Bases 1 to 2100 code for a protein of 699 amino acids. Gene Ontology annotation, molecular function: hydrolase activity, hydrolyzing O-glycosyl compounds. The transcript has 6 exons. The record is from RefSeq and is a predicted model, not a curated record.
AUGAUCGAUGCAUCCCGGUUUAACCUUGAACGGGGAAUCGAAACAGUAUGUGAGAGUCUAUAUAAUGUGUCCGAGGCCAUCCGCACACUUUUGGCUUUCGUCUCCUCAUCCCAAGCCACUCGCGACAUUCUUUUCCGGCACUCCAAUUCAUUCUUUUAUGUUCAGACCCGUCUGAUCAUCUUUACACACUCUUUUCUCUCAUCCGUUCUUUAUCGACUUGACGUCCGAAGAUAUCUCAUCACCACCAUGUUGACCAAGGUUUCUGCCCUCACGGCCCUCGUGGCCGCUGUUCGCGCGCAGCAGGUCUGCACGCUCAACGCGGAGACCAAGCCUGCGCUUACCUGGUCCAACUGCGCGGCCGGCGGCGCCUGCACCAAGGUCGACGGAUCCGUCACCGUGGAUGCCAACUGGCGCUGGACUCACAAGACCGACGGCAGCACCAACUGCUACACGGGCAACAAGUGGGACACCUCCAUCUGCACCACCGGCGAGGACUGUGCCUCCAAGUGCUGCUUGGACGGAGCCGACUACUCCGGCACCUACGGCGCCACCACCAGCGGCGAUGCCCUCAACCUCAAGUUUGUCCAGCAGGGCCCUUACAGCAAGAACAUUGGUUCUCGCAUGUUCCUCAUGGACGGAACAGAUAAGUACCAAAUGUUCAAGCUCUUAGGCCAGGAGUUCACCUUUGACGUUGAUGUCUCCAACCUUGGUUGCGGUCUGAACGGCGCCUUGUACUUCGUCUCCAUGGACGCUGAUGGCGGCAUGUCCAAGUUCCCUACCAACAAGGCUGGUGCCUCCCAUGGAACCGGCUACUGCGACAGCCAGUGCCCCCGCGACCUCAAGUUCAUCGACGGCAAGGCCAACGUCGAGGGCUGGGUGCCUUCCUCCAACGACGCCAACGCCGGCGUCGGAAACAUGGGCUCGUGCUGCUCCGAGAUGGACAUCUGGGAGGCCAACUCCGUCUCCACCGCCUACACGCCUCACCCCUGCGAGACGGUCGGCCAGCUGAGCUGCAACGGCGACGCCUGCGGAGGCACCUACAGCUCUACCCGCUACGCCGGCCAGUGCGACCCCGACGGAUGCGACUUCAACAGCUACCGCCAGGGCAACACCACCUUCUACGGUAAGGGCUCCCAGUUCGCCAUCGACACCUCCAAGAAGAUCACCGUCGUCACGCAGUUCGUCGAGACCGGCGGCGCCCUCACCGACAUCAAGCGCUUCUACGUCCAGGACGGCAAGGUCUUUGCCAACUCCAAGUCCGACAUCACCGGCGUCGAGGGCAACUCCAUCACCACGGACUACUGCACCGCCCAGAAGAAGGCUUUCGGCGAUGAGGACGUCUUUGCGCAGAAGGGCGGUCUUGCGCAGAUGGGCAAGGCUCUCUCUGAGGGUAUGGUUCUCGUCAUGUCUGUCUGGGAUGACCACCACUCCAACAUGCUCUGGCUGGACUCCACCUACCCUACCAACGAGACCGGCCCCGGCACCGCUCGCGGCACUUGCGGCACCGACUCUGGCGUUCCCGCCGAUGUCGAGUCCCAGGCCCCCAACUCGAACGUCAUCUUCUCCAACAUCAAGGUCGGCCCCAUCGGCUCUACCUUCAACAGCGCCGGAACUGCUCCACUGCACACAGGAACUUCAUCAUGGCCGAUAAAACAAAAGGAAGCGCUACGGCUCGUAAGCCAGUGUUCUUUUUGGAACAGCGACAUCGACAACUGUCUGUACUCUAGAAGUCACAGAAUCCACAACCUCAUGGCAAAGCUUAUCGAGCAGUAUUUUGAGACACACUUAUCACUGGGAGAGGAGGAAGCCUCCAGAUUGACGAGAGAAUACUACAAGACAUACGGCCUGGCAAUCGAAGGCUUAGUCCGCCAUCAUGAAAUAGACCCAUUGGACUUCAACGCAAAGGUGGAUGACGCGUUGCCUCUCGACGACAUCCUAAAGCCCGAUGCAGACCUCCGAGCGCUGUUGGAGGAUAUCGACACUAACAAAGUCAAACUAUCGGAUUGGAAGUCUAAUUCGACCGCGGCAUACAGCCGACUGCGCAGGGGCCAAUUGGGGGCCCUAUUUACGAUUAUUAUAGCCAGCCCAACCUACGGUUAG